CUGAGGAAGGUGCAGCACCAGGAUGCCCUGCAGAUCUCGGACGUGGUCAUGGCCUCGCUGCUGAGGAUGUUCCAGAGCACGGCGGGCUCGGGGGGAGUGCAGGAGGACGCCCUGAUGGCCGUCAGCACCCUGGUGGAAGUCUUAGGUGGAGAGUUCCUGAAGUACAUGGAUGCCUUCAAACCCUUCCUUGGCAUUGGACUGAAGAACUAUGCUGAGUACCAGGUCUGCCUGUCUGCAGUGGGCCUGGUUGGGGACUUGUGCAGAGCCCUGCAGUCCAACAUCCUGCCUUUCUGUGACGAGGUUAUGCAGCUGCUCCUGGAGAACUUGGGGAAUGAAAAUGUCCAUAGGUCUGUGAAGCCCCAGAUCCUCUCAGUGUUUGGGGACAUCGCCCUGGCCAUUGGGGGGGAGUUUAAGAAGUACCUGGACGUGGUGCUGAACACCCUCCAACAGGCAUCCCAGGCACAGGUGGACAAGUCUGACUAUGACAUGGUGGAUUACCUGAACGAGCUGAGGGAGGGCUGCCUGGAAGCCUACACUGGGAUCAUCCAGGGAUUGAAGGGAGACCAGGAGAACGUGCACCCUGAUGUGAUGCUGGUGCAGCCCAGAGUAGAAUUUAUCCUGUCCUACAUCGACCACAUCGCUGGGGACGAGGAUCACACGGACGGGGUGGUGGCCUGUGCUGCCGGGCUCAUAGGGGAUUUGUGUACAGCAUUUGGGAAAGAUGUUCUGAAAUUAGUAGAAGCCAGACCCAUGAUCCAUGAACUGCUAACGGAAGGGAGGAGAUCCAAGACGAACAAAACGAAAACUCUCGCGACCUGGGCGACUAAAGAGCUGAGAAAACUGAAGAAUCAAGCUUGAUCUGUUACCAUUGGGAUGACACCUGAGAACCCCCACUGGAAAAAUCUCCAAUCUUUUGAAAA
Corapipo altera (White-ruffed manakin) is the source of this 920-nucleotide messenger RNA. RefSeq names its product importin subunit beta-1-like. Lineage: Eukaryota; Metazoa; Chordata; Aves; Passeriformes; Pipridae. The coding region runs from base 49 to 858 and encodes 269 amino acids. Gene Ontology annotation, molecular function: nuclear import signal receptor activity. The record is from RefSeq and is a predicted model, not a curated record. The transcript has 8 exons. Gene Ontology annotation, cellular component: nucleus; cytoplasm. Gene Ontology annotation, biological process: protein import into nucleus.